AUCGUUGGCUUCGCAAUUAGUGCGGGGAGCGCAUUUUGGUUCAGUUAGUUUCCGCCAGGUGGAGGAAAAAAAAAAAUAAUAAACCAGACCAACUUAACGACUUUACAGACUAUACAAAAAUUCUUCUGACUGACUGGUUGAAGACUUAAACAUUCUAUAAAAUUUUAAAGAGCUUUAAUGAGAUAUGGAGGGAGGCACCCAGUUAGUUGAAACUUUGAAGAAACUUGGUUAUCCAAAGGCUUCUAAACUGAAUGGAGAAGAUUUUGAUUGGUUGUUUGAAGCAGGAGAAGACCGCUGCUUUCUCCACUGGUUCUGCACUAGUCUAAAUAAGCAGCAUUUGCUGAAUGAGGAAGAGGUAAUUGCUUUUGAGAAUCUGAAAAAGUCAGGCAAGACAAUGUUGGAUGAAGAUUCUUUGGCUGAGGUUUUGAAGGCAUAUCAAAACACAGAGUUGAAAAUGGAAUCUGCAGCACAAGAGAAGAUGGAGAUUGAGAAGCUGGAAGAAGAAAUUCAGUCACUGAAAAAGAUGAAAAACCUUAAAGUUCAACGGCGUAACAAACUUCAAGUAAUGGCUACUGUGAGCCGAAGUUCUUCUUUAAAGCUUUGUGCAGAAGAACAAUUAACUACUAAAGAUAUUAAGGAAAAAAUGGAAAUAUUAGGAGCAGAGAAUGCAAAGUUUAACAGAGAGCUGCAAUCGCUUACAGAAACUGUGAAACGACUGACUGAUUUCUUUUCUAAUGUGUCCAAUUCUAGUUCUGAAUCGCUGAAAUACAUGCCUGUCUUCUUAUCUCAUUUAUCCCUUGACAAGUAUCUGCAUCUAGAGGAACAUAAUACUAAAGCUCUUGUCUCCUAUGCAAAAAAACAGUUCUUUGAAGGAAUCUCUGAUUUAGUGGAGAGUUCAAAUGAAGAGAACUUUCAGUUGUUAGACGUAAGCAGGAAUCCACUCUGUGGAGAAGGUAACCAAGUACAAGAGGAACGUCGAAAAGAGAUGGCACGGCUGCAGUUUGCCUACAUAGUUGCUCAACACCAGUUAGUUGAAAAGAAUGCAGAAGAACAAAGCAUCCUGGCAGGACUUAACUGGAUUAAAGAGAAUUUUGUCUUCUCUCCUAGAGCAAUGACAAGUGGUGAUGACUAUGAGUUCAAGGUAAAAUUUGGGCGAUUAAAGAAGGAACUUCAGAGUACUGAAGAACAGGUGGAAUCCCUUCGCAGAGAAAAGCUGUCAGCCACGUUGAGAGAGAAUGCUCAGUUCCUUAACGUUCCAGUGGUAAAGGGAGAUUUUGACCUGCAGAUUGCUCGUCAGGACUACUAUAUGUCCGGACAGGAUGAAGUUUGCACUCAGCUUCUGGAGCAGAAAGCCUCGUUUGAGUUGUUACAACUUGCCUAUGAGAUGGAAUUAAGAAAAUACAGACAGUUUCACAAACAGCUUGAAGAAAUGGUUUUAGACCUUGAGAGGAGCAGAAGUGAAUUAGCAAGGAGAUUAGAAACAUUCUCUGACCCUGCAUUGUCCAAACCUGCCAAGCAACGUAGCAUUAUUGAUUCAAAGGACUUUACAUUUCAUAGACUGUAUCAGAUGCUAGUCGAGAACACAGAUGGAAAGGAACAGCUUUUCAGAACACAUGAAUGUCUGGAUCAAGCAGCUCAAAAGUUGCAACAGGAUAUCCUUUCACUUACGGAUCAUGUAGCUGCUUCUAACCAGGAACAGUCCUUAUUAUUGUCCAAAAUGGAGUCUGAUUUGGAUGUCCUCCGUAAUACUAAUUACUGUGGGCUAAAGCAGAUUGUGCUUACUCCACAGGUAUGUUUAACAAAACAGGAUCACUUUAUCAACUCACAGGAACUAGGGGAGACCAUAAUUAAUCUGGAUUCUCAGCUCACCAUUCUGAAUCAGCUGAUGUUGGAAAUUAUUAAAGAUGUUAAAGCAAAGAAUACCAUAUUAGAACACAACAAGUUACUGCAGAUGGAAAGAGAGCUUUAUGUUUAUUUUUUUCAAGAUGAAAAUUACUUAAAAAGCAUUUUUGAAGAGUUGGAGAACAAGGUCAGAUCUUUAGCCACUGGACAUGAAAAGUGAAAUACCGACAUCUUAUGACUUGAUGUAAAUGCAGUCAUGGUUCUGGAAUACUUUAUAUUUUAUCAUAUUGUCAGAAUUUCAAGUUUGCCACUAUUCUGAUAUGAAUUUGGACUACCAUGUGGCCAGCGAUCCUUUGGAGAAAAGUUGCCAUGUAUAUGUUACCUGUUAUUUAUUAACUAUUUGCGUGUUUUUUUUUAACUUGGAGUUUUCAAUUAUUCAGUUUACUUUAGUACACGUUAGGUUUGACAGACAUUGUGUCUGAUUUCUGUCACAGUUAAACUGUUCUUCAAUGGAAGAUAUAGAAAUAUGCUUAAAAAGGUGUACACUUUAUAAGAUCAAUUUUGAUAUAUUAAGUUAAUUAAAGGGUUUGAUUAUUUACUAUGAUUUUUCAAAGUAAUAGUAAAUGUUAAUUUACUAAAAAUAAAUGCAUUCUUUAAAUGUCUUUUGCCUCUGUACUAUAAAGGUUAUUUUAGUCUACACUAAAUUCAGAGUAAUUAUUUUAGGUGGAACUAAAAGUAUUGUAAAAGGCAGUAUAUUAAUGUAUAUUCUUGACGUGCAUAUUUUUGAUAAAUGAAAAUGCUGAUUAAAAAAUAUGUAAUCUAUUUUGCAGGAAAACUAGCAUAUAGAACAGAUGACACAUACGUAGAAAAUUACAGCCAACCAGAACUUAGGUUAACUAUUCUAGGAAGGAGCUCCACUUUGAGAGUAAUUGGUAUUUGAUAGGUCCAAUGGUUGACAAUUAUAAUCACUGCCAUUUUCUAGGUUUACCAAGUGUAGCCAGUUGUUCUCGCAUCUUUUCCACACUGCUUGGUCUUGGGAAUCCUUUAGGAUGAGAUUCAUUUCUUUCAUUGUAUUGAGUUCCCCCCAAUACCUCUCCUGGCACCCUGUCAUAUGCCGUCUUUCCAGGUAAAGAUGCUUAAUGUAGCUUAUUUCCUUUCACCUAAUGUUUUCCUCCAUUUUUCCUGAAAAAAAUCUAUUUUUUGCCUUCUCAGGCAUGAAAUCAUAGUGCAUUUUUCUCAUUUUCACCUGAUCUGAUUUAAAUUUUUUUUCCCUAGGACAUUUUUUAACCAUUUUCAUUACUUGCUUAAAAUCUUGCUUGUUUGAUAUAGCUUGCACUCCAAUGAAUCAACCUUUCCUUUGUAUAAUGGUACAAGCACAUUUCUUUUCUGAUCUUUAGAAAUUUUCUGUUCAGAUACCAUGAUGUCUAAGCCUUCGUCUUUUUCCUCCAUCUUACAGGACUACUUAAUUUUCUUCCUGUUCUUUGACUAAAACCUAUUUGAUAACCUGAAGGAUUGCCUUUGUAUUUUUCACCAUACUUCGAUCAGCUAUUCUCAUAUGCAAAUAGUCUCUCUUGAUUCUUACAUCUGUCAUCAAAUUCUUUCCUACACAUUGUGUUGCACACAACAAUUUUUCAUCACAUCACCAAAGUACACAAUCUUCUCACCCUCAUCUCAUGCACUCCCUCAUAACCUGUAGGAAAGCCUGUUUUUGUUACUGUUUUUUCAAGACAUUUGAUGACAAAUACAACUGGUUUUGCAUUGUGACAUUUUGUUUGUAACGGGAUAGCUGUGCUUCAAGUCAAAUAGUAUUCCACAGAUGCCAGUAGAUGUCAGUUGCUAGUUUUUGAAGCAACAAAAUGUACCACAGAUGCACUAUCAAAGAAGAUUCCUGGGACAUUUUACUCAGACUUAGACCUGCAAAUGCUAAGUAGCAUAUUGGGCAAUAAGCUUCCGACCAUUGUUUCCAGUUGUUUGUGGCAAUUUUUGGGUUCAUCCCAUGAGACAUCUAAGGCCAUCCGGUCUUAGGCGAGUGUAUUUUCGAUAUGUGGCAGGGACUUCGUGGAUGGCAUGUUGUUCCUGGUGAUGUCCAUCUCUGGGCCACUUUGGGGAUUCAGAGGAAGUGACCAGCUAGCUAAGCGUAGUCUUCUUUGGGUGACUGAUGUGAUUGUUGCACUCAUAAGCACUUCUUGGUUGGACAUAUGGUAGAUAUAUCUGACCUUCAAUAUCUGUCGGACAUAUUACUGCAGGAACACACAGAUCAUCUUCAAGGAUUUUUUCAUGUAAAUGGCCAUAAGGAUCACGAGUGAGGUGAAGUGACUCGGCUUCAUCUUAAGGGAAAUUGUUGCAGAGGACUACAUUUUCUAAAAAAAGAGUACAUUGGAAGAAACACUGCUCUAUAGUGAAUGUCUUAAAUUCUUUUCAUCCUGUGACUUGUUUUAUUCAGAUUACUUUCUCAACUUUGCAACUACCAGGUGUCAACUUUUGUUGCAGCAAGUUUUUUGUCCAAUUUUCCAAUAUUAAGAAUUGUGUUAACUUUCAUGGUUUUAUGUGUAUUGCCAUAAAACGUAAUAUUGUGAGCACUGCUUAGAAGAAAUUUUAGUGAUUUUUUUUUUUUGAGCAUAAACAUUAAUACUUGUACAGGCUUUCUUGCUGGUUCAAGAGAGAAUGGAGCGUUGUGUCAGCAGACGAAGUAAUAUUUAUCGAAGACCACUGUCAGGCCUUGCACGGAGAAUCAUGUCAGCCAUUCGAUUUGAAAGUACAGGACGGGACACUUUCUUGAGAAAGGAGCAGCAAAGUGAGUUCUUUCUGUGUAUUUGUAAGGCUGAGUCUUUGCAUUUAAUUUUAAUAGAAAUGUGUAGUAAAGAAACUAAAUGUGCCUUUAACGCUUUUCAUUUAAAGUAUUUGUAAAAAUAUUCCUAUUCCAGAAUAGCUUAAAUAUGUAUAUGGCCUAUGGUAACAUUACUUUUAAAACUCGUAAAGCUUAUCUCUUCAAAUUUUGUAUUGUUUCUUGACAGACAUCUUUAGCUGGUAAUUGCUCCCGAAUUAAAUUUAAAAUAGGUAAUGACCGAUUUUUUUCUUAUGUUCACUGAUGAAUUUCAGUGUUGCCAGUUCUAUGUUUUUUAAAAAUGCAGAUUGUAUAUUUUUACACAAUACUAAAUAUCUUAAACUCCUUUGUUAAAACUAGGUUAUCUAAAAUGUAUUGAUAGUCCUCAUUUAAUUUGAUUGUCCUCAUUUUCAAAAUUAGAACUGUCUUCACUGUUCAUAAAGUGAUAAUGCAUUUACAGUACAAAUUGCACAUCCCUGGGUCAAAUGUUAGUCAUAAAAUCAACAGAAUAAUUGAAAUCAUUAGAUAUUUUCUUAGUUCCAUCUAGCAAUUAGAAGAUUUCUUAGAGAAAUCAAUUAAAUUGUGAGUUUCCUUGCUUAACCCCUCAAGGAACUGGGGGCAAUAUGUAGGCAUACAUAUACAAGUGGACCUUUUUAUAUGUGCUUGUUUAACAUGAUCUUAAAGUUUAACUAUAGUGACUUAUGAAAAUGAACAAUUUCUCUUUCUAUUAGUGGCAUCUUUGAGUUUCCUUUGCACUUUUUAAAUCACUUUAAGCAGUGUGAAAUUUGGAAAUCUCAAAGAAUGUCUUGAAAAUGAGUAGCCUUAAACCUUAAAUAGCUUACAAAAGUGAUGCAAUAAUUUAUUUCUGAGUUGCAGUUUUUAGCCUUUUUUAAUGAUAUUUUAUUAAUACUAUCUGGAUUAUAUACAGUACCUGGAUAACUGUCUUUUUUAGACAGAAUGUGGCCUGAUAAAAUUACCUAUAUAUAAUGUCAUCCAUCAUACUUUAUUAUAGUAUUCCUUUUUGUGACAGAAAUUAAAUGUAUCAGUCUUUUCCAUAUUCUCUGGGAUACUGCACCUAGAUUUUCCAGCUACUUUCUAAUAGCCUUAGUAAUUCCGAUUUUUCUCUCAAAAGUUCAAGUUAAUCAUUAUUUCAAAUGUGUUCUUUGAAUUAUCCAUGUAGGCUGCAACUAAUGACUAUUUUGCCAUUUGAUCAAUUUAAUCAGAAGUUUUAAAAAAUCAUUUUAGUAUAAAAGUGAAAACAUUUUUUUAUUCUUAAAAAAGUGUUAUCUUUCAUAACAAUAACACUAUGUUGUAACAUUACAUUUGCCAAAAAGGUGCAUAAAAUUUUUAUUAGUAACUGUAAGGUCUAGAUAUGUACUUCUUUGAACCUUUUGUCAACAAACCUCUGCAUCAAAAAGAUUGAAGCCCUCAUUAGGCAUUGACAAAAAUUGCAUAAAGUGGGCAUGCACCAAAUUAACAACAAUUUGGACCAAAAUUUUUAAGUGCCUUUCAGACAGCCUUGGUGUCACAAUCCCUCCUAACCCAUUAAUAACUGUUUGAUGUUUUUCGAAAUGGAUAAGGACAAGCAAACUGUGAUUGCAUUCACUACACUUUUGGCACGCAGGCUGAUUUUGUUAAAUUGGAAGAAUCCUAACUCUCCUCUAAUAAGUCAGUGGGAAACCGAUGUUUUAUAUUAUUUGAAAUUGGAAAAAAUCAAAUUCUCAGUUAGGGGAUCUGUACAGAAUUUUUUCAAAACCUGGCAGGAUCUAAUCAAUAAUAUUUUAGAAUAAGAAGAAAUAAUUAUUUCCGCAUUUCUUUUCCUUCUCCAUUUAUCUUUUUUUGCCCUAUUAAACUCAACAAUUUAGGCAUGUUUACAAGCCUAAAGUUUUACUCCUUUGGCCAUGCUCUCCUUCUCAGGGGUGGGGUUUUAUUUGUUUUGAAUCCUAUUUUUUGUAAAAAUUGAUCUA
This is a messenger RNA of Erpetoichthys calabaricus (reedfish), 6633 nucleotides long. RefSeq names its product HAUS augmin-like complex, subunit 3 (gene haus3). The transcript is spliced from 5 exons. Gene Ontology annotation, biological process: centrosome cycle; spindle assembly. Gene Ontology annotation, cellular component: centrosome; HAUS complex; mitotic spindle. Bases 185 to 2062 code for a protein of 625 amino acids. The record is from RefSeq and is a predicted model, not a curated record. NCBI's taxonomy places the organism in Eukaryota, Metazoa, Chordata, Cladistia, Polypteriformes, Polypteridae.